Messenger RNA from Aspergillus calidoustus, 1671 nucleotides. The record is from the annotation of a GenBank genome assembly. NCBI's taxonomy places the organism in Eukaryota, Fungi, Ascomycota, Eurotiomycetes, Eurotiales, Aspergillaceae.
AUGUUUAAUAUACUGAGCCUCCUACGCUUUGUGGUACUCAGCAGUCUUAUUCACCUGGCUCUCGCUGAUCUACCGGUGAUAGAUCUCGGGUAUGAAAUUUACCAGGCCGUUGACCCAGGAAAUGUUACCAAAAGCUAUUAUACCUUUUCGAACAUUCGAUACGCUGCGCCUCCGACAGGUAACCUCCGCUGGAGAGAACCGGCGCUACCUAAAAAGAAUCGAACUUCGAUCCAGCGGAAUUCCCAAGUGAUAACUUGCCCGCAAGGGACGCCAACAUGGCAAAUAAGAACCAGCAAUUCUCUGAAUGCUUACCUGGAUACUGGGGUCGUACCCAACAUCUCAUACUCAAACUUGACAACUAUGCUGCAGUCUGGCCAGGAGGACUGCUUGUUUCUGGAUGUAUUUGCGCCAAAGACGGUGUUUGAUAACGUUGAAAGCGGCUGUCAACUCCCUGUUCUGGUUUGGAUACAUGGUGGCGGAUUCACAACUGGCUCCAAGACCGAUUUUGGGUCUCCGAGGACCCUGCUGAACCGUGCUGCUGAGCAUGAUAACCCUGUGGUGUACGUCGCGUUGAACUACAGAGUGGGUGCAUUUGGCUUCCUGGCAGGCCCCUCCUACGAAAGUCAGGGCGGCUUGCUGAACGCAGGUCUCUUCGACCAACGCAUGGCUGUCCAGUGGAUCCAGGAUAACAUUCACCGAUUCGGCGGCGAUAGAAACCAGGUCACGGUCUUUGGUGAAUCUGGAGGGUCGGGGUCCAUCUUGCACCAUAUAACUGCGGGAGGCGGCGCUAUCAAGCCUCUGUUCAGCAGAGCGAUCCUGCAAUCACCAGCGUAUUUCCCUUACCGGUCUUCUAGCGAGAGACAAGCCGCGUUUGACCUGUUCAUGGGCCAUGCAAACGUUACUAGUCUCGAGCAGGCCCGAAAGCUCCCCUCCGAGCUCCUGAUCACGGCCAAUGCCCGCUCCAUCGGCGAAUCACUGCCAUAUCAUUCCCCAGUCUACGGUCCAACCCCCGACGGCACUCUGGUGCUGGAUGAUCCCAAGGCCCACCUGCGCCGCGGGGAGUUCUCAAAGAGAGUAGACAUCAUUACAGCGCACAAUUCAGACGAAGGCCUCGUCCUAGUUCCCGCAAUCCACACCGACGACGAGUACAGAUGCCUCCUGCAGAUGAUCCUAACCAAAGCGAGCUCGUCCACGAUCGACUACAUUGUGGAUACCCUAUACCCGCCCAUCUUCGACGGCUCGCACGGCUACAGGAAUAAUUUCGAGCGCGCGGCCAAAACAGCCGGGGAACUCAUCAUCGAUUCCAAUGCCGUGUCCACGGGUCUUGUUUUUGGACGCCACGCGCAGGGUUACUAUUUCUCCACGUAUCCAGGGAUCCACGCGCAGGACAUCACAUAUACAUUUUACACUCCCGGUGGAAAUCCGUCCUACUCGCGUAUUGACACUGGGCCCGUGAAUACGACUGUGGCAUAUGUAUUGCAGGACUAUAUCACCAGCUUCGCCGCGAAUGGUGAUCCAGUGAGCGAGGUGGACGGCCUGAAUGUGAUUCCGCCGUAUGUGCCUUUUGGGGUGACGGUUCAGUUGGACUCGGUUGGGGUCAACCUGGCUCGCGAUCCGGCCAUGAAUGCUCGGUGUGCCUGGUGGGCGGCGAAUGUUGAUAAAUGGUCCUAG